Messenger RNA from Peronospora farinosa, 867 nucleotides. NCBI's taxonomy places the organism in Eukaryota, Oomycota, Peronosporomycetes, Peronosporales, Peronosporaceae. The record is from the annotation of a GenBank genome assembly.
AUGAUGUACAACACCAAGGGUCUGAAUAUCGCAUCAAACCGACUGAAGGCUAAUACUCACGAGCUCUCCUCGACUUCUCUAGUUGCUGGACCAGUCCAUACCACCUCACCAAAUCGAGGUCUCGCUGCUCGCGUGCACCGAUCCAGGAAAGGAUUCGCCUCGGGGAAAUCGCGCUUGUCAUUAAAAAUCGAUGCCGACUGUAUGACUGCUGAAAAAGGAACACCGGUAACGAGAGAGUCAACCCCCGCAUCGACCUCCAGCUGCGGCAGCGACGCAGUGCCGUGGUGGGAAGUCGAGUAUCAAUGCCCACCCCCCGGUCAUCUCGGCGCUCACGUGGUCCCCGUUUCCGCUGAAGUGAAGACAGCAGAUUCUCCAGCUGCAACGAAUUCAGUCGCACGGACCAGCAGCAGCAUGACGAGCAGAACAGAGACCAACCAAACACAAAGUGUGUCUAUUGGACUUUCGACUCGUACUCAGAUAGAGACGAUGUCAUUAGCCAGCAUCAUUCGACCAGGCUUGGUGCUGUAUGAGACUCCCGAUCGAGCACGAAGAAGUCCACACAGCAAGCUGCUGAGCAUACGGGCCUCUUCUCCUCGUCGUACGCUGCUUCAAAUUCUCUUGUUGGUGGACAAUUGUCCAAGUCAAAAACGUAAGAUACGGUCCCAAGACGUGACAGACUGCGAGACCGAUCUCUUCUACGCUCCUAUGACUAAGGAACUCAAACGUGUCCACAAGUCCAGUCAAGCGGCGACACCGUCAACGUUGGUGCAGCCCCUAGCACAGAUCGGCCUUGGUGAGACACGUGGUCUUUUGUCAGCAAGUAAGCUGAUUGAGAAGACGGAAGACGAUGAGCGUCCUGCUCCGUAA